UGCAACUGUUACCCCUGUUUGAAGAAUAGGAAGCAGAAAGACAUGUCUUGUGACACCAGGACUUGAACCCGAGCAUAUACCCAUUCUCUUAAACUACCAUGCAAGGCCUAUUUCUCUAAGCCUCAGUCUCCUAGUCUAAAAAGCAGUAAUAAACAGACCUAUCUUUUAGGGUUUUGGGUAGGGUUAAAUGAAGCAAUGCAUAUGAAGAGGCCGAUGCUGGAUCUAGAUAUUAAUGAUCAGUUACUAUUAGCUGUUGGUUGGCCACUUUUCUGAUUUUCCUCUGGUGCUUUUGUUCUUUGUCUCCCUUGUAGUUUAUUCUUCGUCGGCCUGUUCUUUAAACAAUGGUAUUCUAGAGUUCCACUUUUGACCUGCUGUUUUAUAGCAUUCUGCAUAAUUUCCCUUCAGAAGGUUUAUCCACUUUCCUAGUUUUUAACUACUGCCUACUACCUGUAAUCUGAUGACCCAAUUCCAUACAUUUCCGCCAAGCUAUAGCCUGUUGUAGCCAAAUGUCUGCUGUGCAUCCACCUUUGGGCAUCCCCACGUGUCCCUUGCGCUUGAUGUGGGUAAAACUGGAAAAUUUUUAAUGUAAAAUGGAACUGAAGGAUAUGAAGUGGAGAACCUCACACAUGCACCCGCAGAAAAUGGAACUCAAAAGACUGAGACUGACUUCUCACAAAUAAUCUGAUUUAUAGAGGGUUGAAAUUUAUCCUCUGACCAAUGAGCAUACACCAAGAAUGUCUUCCAUCUUCAAGCCAGUGAACUUGCUGCUUGGCCCCUUGCUGGUCUUUCCCCUCUUACACUCCUUGCCCAUAAAAGCAACCCAAGUAAAACCUUCAGCGGACUCCUACAGCUUGCUGACGUUUGAAUGUCCCAAGUUGUAGAUCCUCUACUAUUCCUGAAUAAACUCCGUUUCUGGCAACUCGACUUUGCCUUAGUUUAUCUCUCUUCUCUUAGGUAGACAUUACAUGGUAUCAAAGUGAGAUCUGAAGAAGGUGAUCACCAGGAACACCAACCUCCAGAAAUAAAUUUGUACUGCACUUUGAGUGCUCCUCCUGACAUGGAGAGGAUUGAGGAACAAUUCGCUAACCUGAACAUUGUUAAACGUUCCUCGGGGACUACAGAGCCUACUUACCUGCUGGGCAUAGAUGCAUCAAAAACCGUACAAGCAGAAAAAGAAAGCUUGAUCGCUGUUUUAUGUUCUAACGGAUCAAUCAGAAUCUAUGAUAAAGAGAGGUUAUACAUACUACGAGAAUUUCGUGGCUAUCCUGGACUUCUCAAUGGAGUCAAAUUUGCAAAUUCUUGUGACAAUAUAUAUUCAUCAUGUACUGACGGCACUGUAAAAUGUUGGGACGCUCGAUUAGCCAGUGAAAAACCCGUCCAGCUGUUCAAGGGUUACCCUUCCAAUAUUUUCAUUAGUUUUGAUAUCAGCUGUAAUGAUCACGUCAUUUGCGCUGGUACAGAAAAAGUUGAUGAUGAUGCAUUGCUGGUAUUUUGGGAUGCAAGAAUUAAUUCUCAGGAUUUGUCUACUUCUAAAGACCCACUUGGAGCAUAUUCAGAGACACACAGUGAUGACGUCACUCAAGUACGCUUCCAUCCCAGCAAUCCCAACAUGGUGGUCUCCGGUUCAACUGAUGGCCUGGUGAACGUAUUUGAUAUUAGUAUUGAUAAUGAAGAAGAUGCACUGGUUACGACCUGUAACUCUGUUUCUUCCGUAAGCUGUAUUGGUUGGUCUGGGAAGGACUAUAAACAGAUUUAUUGCAUGACACACGAUGAAGGAUUUUGUUGGUGGGAUCUUAAUCAUCUGGAUACUGAUGAACCAAUUACACGUUUGAACAUCCAGGAUGUCAGAGAAGUAAUUAAUGUGAAAGGAGGCAUUUUGGACUAUUUGGUUGGUGGCCUGUAUCACGAAAAAAUGGACAAAUUGUUUGUUGUUGGGGGAACAAACACAGGAAUUAUUCACUUACUGAGCUGUACUACAGCAGGAUUGAUUCAUGUGACCAGCCUUCACGGAGGGCAUGCUGCUACAGUCCGUUCUUUCUGUUGGAAUAUGCAAGAUGAUUCUUUGCUAACCGGAGGGGAAGAUGCACAGUUGUUACUUUGGAAACCUGGAGCAUUAGACAAGGCAUUUACAAAGAAAGACAGCAUGAAAAUAGCAUCCUCUGUGUACCAGCGAGUUCGAGUUCACAGUAAUGAUUCUUACAAGAGAAGGAAGAAGCAGUGAUGUGAUGUUGGGAGCUUCCUUGAAAGGUUUUAUAGUUGCAAGUAAUUAUCUUUGUGUUCUACCUGUGAUAGAUCUGUUUAAAGCUCAUAUGUAAAAACAAGCCAGUUAGCAAACAAUCCUGGAAAAACGCUGAAAAUGGUUUAAUUCACGUCUUCAUGUAUUCUAAAAUUAUUUUUUUUAAAGCUGCCAGUUGAGUAUAUAAUCAGUGAGUUGAAAGUAAAAUUACAUUCCUCAUUUUUAAAACCCAUCUGUUGAGUUAGUAAAUGUUGGGUUUUAAGAAAUAGCUUUGAUAAGGACUUUUUAGAAGUAGAUGGCUGAUAUGACUUUAAAAAAUCAGGUGGUUUGAGCUAUAUUUUGUAAGCUCAGUUUUUUACAUUUUAAAUCAUCUUCGUUAUUUAUAAAACCAAAUCAGACUGUUUUCUGUCUGAGCUCCUACUUGCUUAAUACACAUAGAUUAUGUUGGAGUAUUUAAAUGUAAAUAUUCUAAUGAUUCUAAAUAGUACUAAGCUUUUUUAGAAAUUAAGUGAUUUGCGUCUAUUUAAAAAUAUAUAUUUAGUAAAUAUUUGCAUCUAUAUUUUAAAAUGGUUAAAUAGUAAGCAGGUAUUUCAUUGAGGAAAAAGAAAUUAUCUUGCAAAAUUCAUUUUGAGUCCGUGGAAAUACAGCAAUGAAAGUAUAAUAGCAGAAUGACUUUUUUAUUUCAAAGUAGUCUAGUAUUUUGUGAUAAAAUUUUCUUUCAUAGUGCUUUAUCCAUAUUUUUAAACAUAAGAGCCCAUGGGGAGUGGGGGCCAUGCAAGAGUUGGCCGCCAGAGCUUAAAGGGGGACACCACCAUAAUCUAAUUUAAACGUGAAUUUUUGUUUACUGCUAAUUUUUUCAUCCUUCUACGUAUUUUUCCAAGGUAUCCUAAUAAAAAGUUGGUCACUCUAAAGGUUUAGUAUGU
Lynx canadensis (Canada lynx) is the source of this 3159-nucleotide messenger RNA. It is a transcript of the gene WDR89, whose product is annotated as WD repeat domain 89. The record is from RefSeq and is a predicted model, not a curated record. Gene Ontology annotation, molecular function: protein binding. NCBI's taxonomy places the organism in Eukaryota, Metazoa, Chordata, Mammalia, Carnivora, Felidae. The coding region runs from base 1058 to 2221 and encodes 387 amino acids. The transcript has 2 exons.